Punica granatum (pomegranate) is the source of this 2594-nucleotide messenger RNA. The record is from RefSeq and is a predicted model, not a curated record. NCBI's taxonomy places the organism in Eukaryota, Viridiplantae, Streptophyta, Magnoliopsida, Myrtales, Lythraceae.
AUAUUAAUGAAGCAAGCCAUCGAAGGUGCCGUGACAGGUCGGACAGACAGCAGAAUAGAAUUAUCGCUCGGACGCUUACACGGCUUCUCUCCUCUUCCUCUUCCCCUCCCUCUCCUCUAAGCAUCAUCUUCAUCGUCUUCGUCAAACUCUGCUUCUUCCCUCUCUCUCUCUCUGCCCCACCCCCCACCAAACCAGACCAAACUAAACCCUAGAAUUCUCCGUACCAUCUCACAUGAAUUCCAAGCUGCAAGCUCCGCCUAGGGUUUCCUUUCAAUUCGGAGUCCUCAGCAACUUCCGAUGACCGUUCCCUGACCCAGUUUACCUCCCUUUCUGUUCCUCCUCUGCGGUCCUUUUCUUGAGAUAGAUUCCCAUGGAGGGCUCUGUGGAGGAUUUCGGGGCCCCCGAGUCCUGGGAGGUUGCCGAUUUGGAGGAGUCCGUGAGCAGAUUGACGCUCUCCUCCAACAAGGACAAGAACAAAGACUCCAAAGCUCACGAGCAGCUGCUCGAGGACGGGCCCGCUUCAGCUCUCUCCGCUCCGUCCCAUGCUCCCUCAGCUCCUGCUUCCGGUAAUUCACCUGAGGAUGCCAUCGACCAGGUCGAUCAGUUCCUCCGCGAAGCUUUGCAGAACCCUCGCGAGCGGCUCUCAAUCCUGCGAAUGGAGCAAGACAUGGAGAAAUUCAUCCGUGAUCCCACUCAACAGCAGUUCGAGUUUCAGCAGCUGCCCACUUCUUAUCUGAGAUUGGCUGCGCACCGCGUUGCCCAGCAUUAUUCACUCCAGUCCAUGGUUCUACUGGACAGCAACUCCCUCGAUGGCUCUGGCUCUCGGAUUAUUGUCCGGAAGACGUCCGAGUGUAGGCUUCCUGCAAUUCGCUUAGCAGACAUCCCUGUUAAUCUACCAUCGGAAGAAAAAAGCGCGGUCAAAGUCUUCAUUAAGCAGAGACCUCAAAAACAGUCACUACAUGCUGGUGGCGGGAAUUCGAAAUCUUUGAAGUCAAGCGGUGCCAAAAGUGUUGAGGAAAGAAAGGAGGAGUAUAAUCGUGCUCGGGCACGAAUAUUUAACUCGAAUAAUCCCAGUGGUGGAGCCGGCGGAAGGCCUGAAACUGAACCUAGGAUGCAGGAUGGCUCCCAAGAUGGUUCCUUUGGGUUAUCUAAGAUGGAAGAGAAACCCAUCUCUGGAGUUACUGAUGCAAAUUCAAGAAGAGGCAUAAUUGACUCAGCUCCAGGGAGCAGUAGAUCAGGUAGAGGUAGGGUAGAGAAAGAACCAAUUAGCAGGAGUAGAGCAAACAGUAGAAUUGCUAUCUUCCGGGAUCGCGAGGUAGAACGCAAUGACCCUGAUUAUGACAGGAGCUAUGACAGGUAUACUCGAAGAUUUGAUCCCGGAUUUGGAUUCAAUGGAGGACCAUAUGCCAUUCAACCUAGUUUUACCCCGUCAAUGAACUACAACACAGAAUUUCCACAGCUUCGAUCUCCUCAUAGGCCUCAGCUUUCUGCUGAGCACCAACCUCUGCCACUUCAUCAACAUCUUUCCGGGUUAUGGGCUGCUCCUUCGGGCACUGCGGGAAUUGGAUAUGGUCAUCCUGAGACUUUGAUGACACCUUAUAGUCCGGCUCCUGCUGGUGCGCACUCGGCAUCUGGUGUUCAUCUGCAAUCAUCUCAAUAUUCUGGUCAGCGGCCGGGGAUGGCUUACAGUUAUCCGCAUGAUAAUGUCCAUUCGAUCUUUUCGCAGCAACCUGACACGAGUUCUGAGUUAGCCCGGCCCUGGUGAGGGGCUUGGGCCAUGCCUGCACUCCGCCAGCGGAAAACUUGAGCCUGAACUGUGGCGGGCUCUUAGAGUUUGCUUGUUUUAAUAGCUGGCAGCGGGAGUGCAGGCAUAUCAACCGAGGUGCGGAUUAGAGCGGAAGUUGGAUGCAUUUACACUGUUGCCGUCAAGACGUAUCUCCGCUCUACUAGCCUCGGUGUUUUAUGGAGCUUCCUACGUUCUCAAGGAUGGGAAGCUCAUUAGUUCUGGCAGUUUUACCAGUUCGAUUUGGAGCUUGCUGAGAGCCCUUUGUCACCGAUGAUGGUGAUGAAAGAUUUUGCUGAUGACGAUGAACAGUACUAGGAGAAAUUAAGAACUGAUAUACGCUUUAAUUGGUGAGAAGAAGUGCUGUGGGGCAAAGCCAAAGCUGGCAGCUCUGGAGGAAACUUUUGGUGAAAACGAUAGUGGAAAUUGUUCGAGCCGUUGAUUCAGCUUUUGGUGCAUAUACACGCGGUGGCCAUGGCCUUCUUAUCAUGAAUCACUGAUAUUUGCUAAUGCUCUGCUCUACGGCAGAUUGCUUGCUUCCAUGGAAUGUUGCUUGCUGAGGAACUGCUGUAUUAAGCAGUCUUUGUUGUUAAUACAACUUUAGGAAAGAUGACUUAUGGCCCGUUAUGAUGACCACUGGCAAUGGUAAACCUAUGCUUUGUCAUUCACAGGUUCAUGGUGGAGUAGUUUACAGAAAGUGUUCUAAAGCCGGCCUAUAAGUGAUGAAAGAAAACGAUCUUGUGUUUCAUCAACGCUAUCUUUUCGCUGAUAUUAGAUAGAAGUACAGAUGAACGAGACAACAAAUCUUGUU